Rhipicephalus microplus (southern cattle tick) is the source of this 2291-nucleotide messenger RNA. RefSeq lists its product as uncharacterized. The record is from RefSeq and is a predicted model, not a curated record. NCBI's taxonomy places the organism in Eukaryota, Metazoa, Arthropoda, Arachnida, Ixodida, Ixodidae.
CUAGCGCGGUCACUGAUUGAGCUUGGCAGGCAAGGCCGCACUGUGCGAGCUCUGUACAUCGCAUUCGAUGCCUCAUCGACCAGACACACAGUAAGAAAAGGACUUGGAGCUACCGGACGCUGAGAAGAGAGGUCCACAGCGAAAUCAUCCCGUACUACCCAAAGGCAACCAUCUGGGUUACAGGGUCGUGGUCACUUCCUGUCGACCACGCCUUCCUCUUUUCUUUCGAGUGAUCUCUCCUGGACGUCUUCCCGACAUGGCAGCUAAGUCGGCACGUCCCUUGGCGAUUCUUGCAGCACUGAUGAUGUGCAUCGGUUGGAACAACCAGCUGUACGCCAGGGCCCAGUUAAUCAAAGGAGGAGGCGUCAAAGGAUCCGUCAAAGAAGUUGAAAGCGGGAACUUUGGUCUUUAAAGAAUGGACUUGGUCCCGGAUACUCCGGGAGUGGUGGCACCAAGGGGUUCUCUUCAGUGAAGGGCUCGCUCGGUGGCACAAAGGGAGGAUCUGUAAUUACAAAUGGUGACAUGUCUUCCUUCGGCUCCAAAGCCGGCUUUGGAUCAUCGUCUCUGAGCAGCAAUAGUUUUUCAAAUUUCGCCAAGGGUGGCUUUGGCAUGAGCAGCCUCCAGAAUAAACAGGAGUCUGCUGGUAUAAAAAGUGUAAAAGGAAGUAGCGCGCUGAAAGGUGGGUCCCUGCAGGGUUCGAUGAUAAGUGAAGAGUCCAGCCAGAUAAAAGGCAUCAAAGGUGGUUUAAGAGGCCAGUCGGCCAAAGGAAUUGUCAAAGGUGCUUUAAUGGGUGAUUCCAAGCAGAGUCAGCAGUCAUUUGGCUUAGGGAGCAUCAAAACAGGUCAAGCUCUCUUCGCUAAAGGCUCAACCAAAGGAGGUUCCUUGAGCAGCGUGCUGCAAAGUCAGCAGUCCAGACAAGUGAAAGGUGUGAAAGGAAGCGGUGGCAUAACGGGUACUUUCGGAAGCCAGUUUGGAAUGAAAGGGUUUUCUAAGAGCGACUUCGCGCAGAGCCAGAAACAAAGUCGCUUUGGUGGCAUCAAAGGUACUGAUGGUCUGAAGGGAAGCCUCAAAGGGCGUUUUCCUGAACGGGAGUCUUUCGGUGGCUUCCAGGGUGGACGGUUGUCCGCCGGAACGAAAGGUUUCAAAGGCGGCAGUAGCAGCUCAAUGCUGGAACAACAAACAAGCCAGAAGUCACGACGGUUGCUGAAUGAUGGUGCCUUUGGUCUGAACGGUGGCGACUUUCAGCAGUCUUCUCAACCGAAAGGUUCCCUGAAAGGUGCAGCUGUUGGGUUCAGGCGGCACACAUCGAGCUUCGGCAGUGCAUCUUCUGAAACGCGGAAAACUCAGCUGUCUAGUAUCGAGCGUUUUGGACACCACGCGCAGCAUUCGCGCUUCAGCUCUGUCGGGUCGAGCGGGAUUCUACGAAGCGUGCAUUUUCAGGAACCUUCCGGUCAACUGAGGCGCCAGUCACAGCAGAGUUUCAGUUCGCAUCGGUGGGUCAGCGGACAUGGUGGCUUCAGUGCUUCGAAGCACUCAUCCAACAGCCAGCGACGUCAUUCCGGACUGCCAUUCGGUGGUCAGCAGCAACAGCAGUGGUCAAACAAGGGAGCUGCGUUCCAGCAACAAGGCAAGAACAAUCUGCUGCAGCAAUCUCAAAAGCAGAGGAGUCAAAGUGUGAAGAGCAUCGGGUCACUCCAACGAGGAAGCAAUGAGCUGACAGGCAACCAGCUUGGCGGCCAAGGACAAAUGGUACUAAGGCAGUCCGUCGGUUUGUCCGGCUUUAGCACUUCUUCCAAAGGCCAGCAACAGCGCGUCGGUCAGUCUAGCCAAAGUGCAUUCCUCAGCGGAAUACGCAAGGGUAAUGUAGCAACACAGCAAGCGGUCGACCAAAAAAGCUUGUCGGCAUCAAGUUUCAAUCAAAAGAGAGCGGGUCUGGGGAAUGAACAAAUUCUAGAAUCUGGGCUGGGUAAAGGCUCGAGCUCUGAUACGAAUUCGUAUCGGAAAUCUCAGCGAUUGAUGCAGUCGAACCAAGCUGCAAUGAAGAGAUCUUUCGCACUCGGAUCCGUGAGUUCAGACUCACAACAGAAGUCCGUGAAAGGACUCCUCCAGCAACAGCAGCAGCAGCAGCAGCUAGUGCAGCAGCAAAGGCGGUCCUAGGUAGUGGAUAAAGUACUGACAAGGUGACAAUGCAUGGAGUGAUUUUAACUUACCAACUCUAGAAUAGCAAGCCAUCAACCGUAACAUAGUUAUUCACCAAUAUAUAUUUCAAUAAAGGGGCUUUUUCAAUUUCA